Molecule: messenger RNA, 711 nt
Organism: Closterium sp. Naga37s-1
Lineage: Eukaryota; Viridiplantae; Streptophyta; Zygnematophyceae; Desmidiales; Closteriaceae
Source: the annotation of a GenBank genome assembly
AUGCUUGGAACCUCACCCCGGCCCCCCUUUCUUCCUCCACACCCCUGCCCCACCCAUAGUAGUCUCUGCAGCGGGGUCUCUGCUGGCGGUGUAGCUGCUGGCGGGGUCUCUGCUGGCGGGGUCUCUGCUGGCGGGGUCUCUGCUGGCGGGGGCUCUGCUGGCGGGGGCUGUGCUGGCGGGGUCUCUGCUGGCGGGGGUAUCUGCUGGCGGGGGUCUCUGCUGGCGUGGCGGGGUCUCUGCUGGCGGGGGUCUCUGCUGGCGGGGAUCUCUGCUGGCGGGGGCUCUGCUGGCGGGGGUAUCUGCUGGCGGGGGCUCUGCUGGCGGGGUCUCUGCUGGCGGGGGUCUCUGCUGGCGGGGGCUCUGCUGGCGGGGUCUCUGCUGGCGGGGGCUCUGCUGGCGGGGGUAUCUGCUGGCGGGGGUCUCUGCUGGCGUGGCGGGGUCUCUGCUGGCGGGGGUCUCUGCUGGCGGGGUCUCUGCUGGCGGGGGACUCUGCUGGUGGGGGCUCUGCUGGCGGGGGUCUCUGGCGUUUGCUCCGCCGCCACUCCCUUCCCCUCCUCCCUCUCCCCCCCAAAGCGACCGCCGCUGCACCUGCAAACAGUCGCGACGAGGGGGGAGACGGGCAGGGGGCGGGCGAGCGGGCGGGUUGCGCGGAUGGGUUGCGCGGACUGGGUGCGCAGGCUUCAGUGCAGGCGGCCGCCGCUGGCGUUGUAA